AUGUAUUUGCGACAGAAGAAACCUGACCUAACUAUUCUCAUGUGGGAUGAUAUGCUUAGGAAUAUUGGUGUGGAUGUGUUGAUGAAAUAUGAACUGUGCAACGUAGUUCAGCCGGUGGUUUGGGACUACAAUGUGAAGGAAUUCUUCCAAAUAAAAGACCAGCUGUGGGAAAAAUAUCGGCAGCUGUUUCCCAAAGUUUGGGCAGGUUCAGCUUAUAAAGGAGCCAAUGGAAGUUGUCAGAUAUUGUCACCGGUGAAUCGCUACGUAAGCAACCAUGAGGCUUGGAUGCAAGUAUUCCAUAAGCAAUCGUCCAAACUAGACUUCACUGGUAUCAUACUCACUGGUUGGUCCAGGUAUGAUCACUAUGCCACGUUGUGUGAGCUUCUGCCGGUGGCUUUGCCGAGUUUGGCGAGUUGUUUACGAUUGCUGACCAAAGCAGAAUCUACACCAAAUGAAUGUGUGGUUAAUGAAAGUUUGCCGCGACAACAGUGGCCCGGAGUGGAGGCGGCUCGAUUGGUUCAUUCCUUUUUACUGCUCAGGGAACAAGCACACUCCUUUAUACACGGUGAUCUUGUUACAACAUGGCUGAACGCAUGGCAGAUCGAGAAUAAUUACACCAAUCCAAUACAAGCGGAAAACAUUGUGGUUGUAGCUAAACAGUUGCUAUCAGAAUUCACGAGUCUUCAAGCUGAGCUGAUUCCAAACCUCAACGCUGUAACCGGCAGACGCAGUACCGAGGAAUGGGUCAAAACAUACGUUAUUCCACUUAUAAACAAAAUAAGUGAACUCCACAAAACGGCAGAAGCCAGGAGCAAAGCCGAUGCGGGCGUAAGUCCUCUGAACACAUUGUCACUGAAGAAUAAGUACUGGAACGUGCAGUGA
Messenger RNA from Diatraea saccharalis (sugarcane borer), 882 nucleotides. The record is from the annotation of a GenBank genome assembly. Lineage: Eukaryota; Metazoa; Arthropoda; Insecta; Lepidoptera; Crambidae.